Messenger RNA from Juglans regia (Persian walnut), 952 nucleotides. RefSeq names its product auxin-responsive protein SAUR21-like. The record is from RefSeq and is a predicted model, not a curated record. The transcript has a single exon. NCBI's taxonomy places the organism in Eukaryota, Viridiplantae, Streptophyta, Magnoliopsida, Fagales, Juglandaceae. Gene Ontology annotation, biological process: response to auxin. Bases 456 to 779 code for a protein of 107 amino acids.
AAAGCUGGACAUGUAUUAAAACAGAAAACCACAAACAAACAAUGUUCAGUUUGCACUCUUUGCCGACUAGUUGGAAGACAUGACCAUGUGAUAUCCUAAUGAGAUAUUGGAACCGACUACUAGGCCUUCCAAUUCACCACAUAUCGAGCCUUAUCUAUUGUCCCGUCAUUUGAGAACAUAGACUUCACCACGUCUUAAGCCUGUCCCUCCAAGUCACCUUAGUUUUCCUUCAUAACAAGCAUGUCCUUCAUAACUAGAUUGUCCCAGCAAACACCUCUUGUCCACACACACCAAAUUAACAGUCUUUUUCAUGUGCCAUGUCCAUCUAUAAAUACACAUAUAUCUAUGGUCACUACCACCUCAAGCCUUCACAUUCUUAAAAAUAUUGCAUUUGCUUGCAAGAACAAAUCUUCAAAGAUCUCUUUCUUCCUUUUAUUCUGCAAAUAUACCAAACCAUGGGACUUCGUUUCCCCAGUGCAUCUCUUGCUAAGCAAAUUCUCCGCCGCUCUGCUUUGACCGCAACUAGAGCAGCUUCUACAUCCUCAGAUGUACCAAGAGGCUUCUUUGCAGUUUAUGUUGGAGAGAAUCAGAAGCAGCGGUUUGUGGUUCCUGUGUCCUAUUUGAACCAGCCUUCAUUUCAAAAUUUGCUAAGAAAAGCUGAAGAAGAAUUUGGGUUUCAUCAUCCAACAGGUGGUUUGACAAUCCCAUGUAGAAUAGACACCUUUAUCAAUGUCACUUCUCACUUGAGCAGUUCACAAGAGAGGUCAAACUACCCAUGAGACAAUUUUGUAAAGCAGGAAUUGCCAAUACAUUGUAGAUUUUUUCUUUUUCUUUUCUUGUGUUCUGCUUUUUAGUAGAAAAAUGGGAUUACAAAAAUCUCCCCAUUUGAAAAAAAAUGUAAGACGGGUCCUUUGAUUCGUAGUGGAAAUCAAGCAAUUGCAUCUCUACCUCA